Octopus sinensis (East Asian common octopus) is the source of this 3254-nucleotide messenger RNA. RefSeq names its product pre-mRNA-processing factor 40 homolog A. Gene Ontology annotation, cellular component: U1 snRNP; U2-type prespliceosome. Gene Ontology annotation, biological process: mRNA cis splicing, via spliceosome. The record is from RefSeq and is a predicted model, not a curated record. Gene Ontology annotation, molecular function: RNA binding; protein binding. The coding region runs from base 338 to 3082 and encodes 914 amino acids. The transcript has 24 exons. Lineage: Eukaryota; Metazoa; Mollusca; Cephalopoda; Octopoda; Octopodidae.
GUUUUAAAGCUCAUUUGAAGCUAAUUCGUUGGACUAACGCUUUUAUGACAUUGGGCAUUAUAACUCUCUCUUUAUAAUACAUAUUUUUUUUAAUAGAAAAAGUAAAUAAUAAACGACAUACAGCCAUCUACACAGAGAGAAAUCUUUAACUAUCUUUAAAAUAUAAACCAAACAAUUACGUAAAAUACACAACGAAUUUCAAAAAAAAAAAAAAAAAAGAAUUAAUGAAUUUCAUUCUGUGUGUUUGGAAAUGUAAGAAGAGUUCUUAUCAUAUCCGGUGUAACGGUUGUCUACCCCUGAUUCACUAGCUGGCGCUAGAUUUGUAGUCGUCCCCAUAAUGGCGGGUACGAAUCCAACUUCACAACCUCAGGCUAAUCCAUUAAUGCGAGCACCGUUUGGGAUUGGGCCUGUUCCUCCAGGCCCAGCACCACCUGGUUUUAUACCCACAAUGGUUGCAGGUGGUCCAGGACCAAGUCCAGAUAUGAUCAAACCUCCUCCAGUUAUGCCACCUGGAAUACCACCAGCUUAUACACCUGUACCACCUUUUGUUCCUCCCCGUUCUAGUUCUGGAGCUGUACCAACACGACCUGGGGUACCACCACGCCCUGGAAUACCACCUCCUGGAUUACCUAUCCCACCUCCAGGCUUUCCACCCACAACAGGUAUGUCAGGCACUCCUGUCUCUCUUCCUGGUGCUUUACCUGGAUCUGUUGGUCAGACACAAACCACCCAGCAACCAUCUUCCAUUGCAGCUUCCUCAACCACUUCUAUAGAGUGUAAACCUGCUGAAAAGAAAACUGUUUGGACUGAACACAAAGCUCCUGAUGGUAGAACAUACUAUUAUAACAGUGUAACAAAACAGUCCAGCUGGGAAAAACCAGAUGAAUUGAAAACUCCUGCUGAACUAUUGUUAAGUCAAUGUCCAUGGAAAGAAUACAAAUCUGACACAGGAAAGGUUUACUAUCACAAUUCUGCCUCCAAAGAAUCUCGCUGGACCAAACCAAAGGAAUUAGAGGAACUUGAAGCUAUGAUAGUCAAGCAAGAAUUAGAUAAGAAACCAGUUGGAGAACUUGGUGUCAGCUUGAGUCCUAAUGUCACCAGUGGUGUUCCAGUUGUAUCAUCAACAUCUCAGUCGUCGGCUUCAGUUGUUCAGGCUCCUGUUUUGGUAGGAUCUACAAGUAGUGCUACUUCUCAAGUUCAUAAUACAGGCCCUCCGUCUGCAAUUCAGCAAGCUAUUCAAGCAACAUUGGCUUCUAUUGAACUUCCUCCACAACCAUCUGUUGUCCUUCAGCAACAAGUCCAACAACAUCAACAGUCUGCGACACAGCAAGCACAGUCAGCUGUAAGUAGUUCAUCAACUGUUACAUCUGCAGGAUCUGUGACUCCUGUUCCACAGAAACAAACUCCAACUCAAGUUGUUAUCGAUGGCAAUAAGACAGACUCAUCAUCAAACAGCAGCAGCGAAGGUGAAGAUGAUGAGAAAAAUGAAAGAAAAGAAUAUAUUUUCCGGAACAAAAAAGAAGCUAUUGAAGCAUUUAAAACUCUCCUACGAGAAAGGGAUGUGCCGUCUUCUGCUACAUGGGAGCAAGCUAUGAAAAUGAUCAUUAAUGAUGCAAGAUAUGGGGCAUUAAAACACUUGAAUGAGAAGAAACAAGCUUUUAAUGAAUACAAAACUCAAAAAGCUAAAGAAGAGAAGGAAGAACAGCGACUUCGAACGAAACAAGCUAAAGAAGACCUGGAAAAUUUUCUAUUAAAUAGUGACAAAAUGAAUUCUACUGUAAAAUAUUGGAAAGCAGAUAAUAUUUUUGGUGAUUUAGAUGUCUGGAAAAAUGUCUGUGAUCGUGAUCGACGGGAACUCUUCGAAGAUGUCUUACACAUGUUGGCAAAGAGAGAAAAGGAGGAAGCCAAAGCCUUACGAAAGCGUAAUAUUAAAGUGUUUUCUGAAAUCCUUGAUAGUAUGCCAAGUCUGACAUACUGUACAACAUGGUCAGAUGCUCAACAGAUGUUACUUGACAAUCCCAGAUUUACAGAAGAUCCAGAUUUACAAAACAUGGACAAAGAGGAUGCAUUAAUUUGCUUUGAGGACCAUAUACGUAUGUUAGAACAGGAAUAUGAUGAUGAAAAGGAACGAGAAAGGCGGAGGGUCAGGCGCCAGCAAAGAAAAAAUAGGGAGAGCUUCCAGGUUCUGUUGGACGAACUGCAUGAUCAAGGAAAAUUGAAUUCAAUGUCACUGUGGAUGGAUUUGUAUCCUAUUGUCAGUCAAGACCUUCGCUUUUCAAACAUCCUUGGACAGCCAGGUUCAACACCACUUGAUUUAUUUAAAUUUUAUGUUGAGGAUCUCAAAUCUAGGUUUCAUGAUGAGAAAAAGAUUGUAAAGGAAAUUCUAAAGGACCGAGGGAUUAUUGUGGAAACGAGUACAACAUAUGAGGAUUUUUCUUCGUGUUUAAACACAGACAAACGUUCUGGCAAUCUGGACUCUGGGAAUAUCAAGUUAACUUACAAUAGUCUCAUAGAGAAAGCUGAAGCACGAGAAAAAGAACGGUUAAAAGAAGAAGCAAGAAAAAUCCGGAGGCUUGAAGGUGCUUUCAAGGCCAUGUUAAAACAAGCUAGUCCGUCAAUAGAUUCUAUGACACGUUGGGAAGAUAUACGGGUACGGUUAGAAAAAGAAAUUCCAUUUGAAGCAAUAACUCUUGAAUCUGAACGAAUUCGAUUAUACAAGGAGUACCAAGUAGCAGUAUUAGAGCAGUGUUCACAUCACCAUUCUAAGAAGAAGAAAUCCAAAAAGCACAAACUAAAGCGGUCUCGGUCAAGAUCUCGAUCGUCUGAAUCAGAUGAUGACAUUUCAUCCCGUCAUAAAUUGAAGAAAAAAAAGAAAUCUAGAUCAGCCUCUCGCUCACCAAGUUAUAUGUCUGAAUCAGAUGACCAAGAAAUGGAAAGGGCAUCGAAACGACACAAAAAGAAAUCCAAAAAGAAAAAACAUCUUUCCAGAGCUGACUGGAAUUCAUCAGACAGUGACGUCAGUGAAGGGGAGUUAGAGAAGCGACGACGGCACCUGCUGCAGCAGCUAGAAGCUGACCAAUAAUAAAACAAAGCAAAAAAGAAGUGUUCUCUUUGCCAAGAACUAUUUACUACAACCACACCACCACCACCACCACCACUAUUACUAUUUACUAUUACUACUACUAUUCUACUACUAUUCUACUACUACAACUUCUAUGUUCAUCACAUCACAUACAUAAAUAAUAACCAGUCUG